Drepanopeziza brunnea f. sp. 'multigermtubi' MB_m1 is the source of this 1179-nucleotide messenger RNA. RefSeq lists its product as uncharacterized. The record is from RefSeq and is a predicted model, not a curated record. NCBI's taxonomy places the organism in Eukaryota, Fungi, Ascomycota, Leotiomycetes, Helotiales, Drepanopezizaceae.
AUGGCGGCGGAAUCGAAAUCGCAAACCAUGCCUUAUAACACUCGACGCAAGUCGCUUUCGUUGCCUUCGCUCGGCAUACAUCUGCCAGUAACUCACGCCUCCAGAGCGGCCGCCCGACUCUCACCGCCUUCAGUCGCCCCGACGGCUGAAAUUCCCCCAUCCAAGAAAAUCAAACGGUCGCAUGGAGACGCGUCGUCAAUGUCACCUCCUCCGAAGAGAACCAGUUUAAAAUACGACAACACACCGCCACCGUCGCCCGAUGCCGAAGCCCACGGGUUGGAAGGGGUGAAGCCCCAGGAGAUUGACUGGGUCGGAAUCAAGGACGAGAUUGUCGAAGCCGUCCUGGUUCAGCUACAGAAGACCGGUAACCGGCCUCAUCUGGUCAAGGAACUUGCGGCUAUCCUGUCGCAGAGCUUGAAGAUUGUCGAACAGUCUGCGAACCCAUCUGCGAUCAUUUCGUCGCGACUUUCCUCCUAUCUCAAGCGGACGUGGACAGCCCUGGCGCCGUGUCCCGUCGCAAAGGAACUCGAGACGUUGCAUCCUCGAAGAACAUAUUUCUACCUCACGACAUGCCCGCGGCAAGCCAUGCCCGACCCUCUGACCAUACCAUUCCCGUCCCGCGCCAUCAUCUCGCCCUCCGUAUCCAGCGCCGCCUCGAGAUCCGACGAGGCCGACGCCGAACGGAGAAGGGAACUCUCUCCUUCCCCGGAAGUCGACCUCUCUUCCCCUGAGUACGAGGACGAGGACGUGACCACGCCACCCACCCCCACUGGGUCCUUCUCUGCCCGCGCCACCCAGACGCCGCGCCACCACCGAGCCACGUCGCCCCCCCUCGAGAAAGACGAAAAGGAAUUUACCCAGACCGCGCGGGGCAUGCAGAAGCGCAAACUGAGCGCAGAGAUCCGGAUGAGUGGAGUGCCCUCGGAGAUGACGGACCACCCAACACGAAGCUUAGACGACUCCCUGUUCGGCGAAGCUCGGAACCUGAAUGUCCUCAACUCCUCCGUCUUCGCCAGCAGCCCCGCGAUGAAGCCCACGAUGAACCAUCUCUCAUUCAGCGCGAUGAAACGCAAUUUCGACGAGUGCAACGCCUGGGCCGAUGCCACCGUCGACUGGGACUUGCGCAGUCCCGAGAACGUCGAGUUGGAAGAGCUAGACGGCAUGUUUGACGACUUUUGA